Molecule: messenger RNA, 2013 nt
Organism: Paramormyrops kingsleyae
Lineage: Eukaryota; Metazoa; Chordata; Actinopteri; Osteoglossiformes; Mormyridae
Product: serpin H1-like
Biological process (GO): collagen fibril organization; negative regulation of endopeptidase activity
Cellular component (GO): endoplasmic reticulum
Molecular function (GO): serine-type endopeptidase inhibitor activity
Source: RefSeq, a predicted model, not a curated record
UUUGGGACGUGGAGGACUACGCAGCCGGACCGGCACUGGCAAUUGGAUACCGUGGGAGGUCUCAGGUCCCAACGGGGCUUCUCGUUGCUUUAACUCGUUCCCAACUUCUAGAAGUUUCUUUUGUUGGGUAUAAAGGACUCGCUGAAAGGUCUGCCAGUCUGCAAGAGGUCCCGAAGGGAAGCCGGAGGAAGCGACGCAGAAGCCGGGGAAGGUAGCACUUCUUGAGACCAUGCUGAUGCUGACCGUGGUGACUCUAUGCCUCCUGGUCAUGGCUGCCUCCAGCGAGGACAAGGCUCUCAGCAGCCACGCUGCCACCAUGGCUGACAACAGCGCCAGCCUGGCCUUCAACCUCUACCACACCAUGGCCAAGGAGAAGGACCUGGAGAACAUCCUUAUCUCACCUGUGGUGGUGGCCUCCACCUUGGGUCUGGUAGCUCUGGCUGGCAAGGAGUCCACCCCCUCCCAGGUCAAAGCGGUGCUGGGGGCCGACAAGGUGCUAGAUGAGCAUCUGCAUGCAGGUCUGGCCGAGCUCCUCACCGACGUCAGCAAUUCCACAGCCCGCAACGUCACCUGGAAGCUGGGCAGCCGCCUCUACGGUCCCUCCUCCAUCAGCUUCGCCGACGGCUUCGUCCAGAGCAGCAAGAAGUUCUACAACGUCGAGCACUCCAAGAUUAACUUCCGCGACAAGAAGACCGCCAUGAAGUCCAUCAACACGUGGAUGUCCAAAUCCACCGGCGGGAAGCUGCCCGAGGUCAUCAAGGACAUGGAGAGGACGGACGGAGCCAUGAUCAUCAACGCCAUGUUUUUCAAACCCCACUGGCACGAGCAGUUCCACCACAAGAUGGUUGACGACCGGACCUUCCUGGUGCAUCACUCUUUAACUAUUUCCCUUCCCAUGAUGCACCGCACAGGUCUCUAUCCUUUCUUUGAGGAUAAGGACAACAAGCUCUGUGUGCUGAGCAUGCCCCUGGCCCACAAUAUGUCCACCCUAAUCAUCAUCAUGCCGUACCACAUGGAGCCCUUGGAGAGGCUGGAGAAGCUGCUGACUCGCAAGCAACUGGACGACUGGCUGAGCAAACAGGAGGAGAAGGCAAUGGCCGUGUCUCUGCCCAAAGUCAGCCUGGAAGUCGGCCACGACCUACAGAAAUACCUCGGAGAGCUCGGCCUGACAGAAGCUGUGGACAAAGCUAAGGCUGACCUGUCCAAUAUCUCGGGCAAGAAGGACCUGUAUCUGUCCAACGUUCUACAUGUCUCCGCCUUGGAGUGGGACACGCCGGGGAACACGUUCAACACCAGCAUCUACAGCUCGGAGAGGAUGAAGAACCCCAAGCUGUUCUACGCCGAUCACCCAUUCAUCUUCCUCGUGAAGGACAACCGGAGCAAGUCCAUCCUCUUCAUUGGGAGGAUGGUACACCCCAAUGGCAAGAAGAUGAAAGAUGAGCUUUAAUUGUGUGUGUGUUUAGACGGAGAGGGAUGGAAAAACAGCUGACAAUAUUUCUGUUACCUCAUGAACAUUCUGGCACCUGUGUCCAUCCAUCUUGUAGGAACACUGUUGUUUCUAGAGGUCUGUUCAAACUAUACCAAAAGGAUUUCUAAGUAUUACUGACCCAGAAGUCCAUCAGGUCUUCCUCUGACCACUGAAUCUGAUGCUGUUUAGAGGCAGAUUGUCCAACGGACUGCUCGUCUAUAUUAAGUACAACCUCAGAUCUCGAUCAGCAUCCUCUCAGGGUCCUUGUAGAUAUGACUGAAGUCUUUAGCAGCAGUUGUUCACCUGGUGUGCCUGUUACUGUCUGUGGUUUAUUUUGUGUGGGGUGGUAUCAAGCGGAAGACAUUCCUGUUUGGGUUAUGGUGGCUGCACAUGCACCCUUUCCAGUAGCUAGUGAUUAGUGAUGUAGGACAGGGGAAGACUGGUUUAAAAUGGGAAAAAAUAACUGCCUUUUUUCUACACAUUCAAGAACCAAGUCUGUGACGAUUUGUUUUUUCACCUUUUUCACAAUAAAGUGAUGAAUAAUC